Molecule: messenger RNA, 3817 nt
Organism: Ricinus communis (castor bean)
Lineage: Eukaryota; Viridiplantae; Streptophyta; Magnoliopsida; Malpighiales; Euphorbiaceae
Product: pentatricopeptide repeat-containing protein At3g63370, chloroplastic
Exons: 1
Coding region: 183-3068 (961 amino acids)
Biological process (GO): RNA modification
Molecular function (GO): zinc ion binding; protein binding; RNA binding
Source: RefSeq, a predicted model, not a curated record
UUUUAAUUUUCUUACCUUAGUGUUGUUUUUUUUUUUUUUGAGAAAACAAUUAGCUUAAUGUUAGCAAGCAAGCAGGGCGCGCAAAAUAAGAACAAACUUAAAACAAGCUCGAGAAUGGUUUACUUAGGCGUUUACACUCUUACACGUCGCGCCACCUUCGAUUCUCGUGCAAAUCCCCUACAAUGGCUAUCACAAUGCCACACUGUCAAUAUAUUACCUCCACAACCCUAACACAACUUCCAUUCUUACACAAAGCCCACAUAAGAACAAACCCACCUCUAAACUUCCCUAAAUUCUCUCAAAGACCCAUUACUAAUUAUAUCCCUUCACUUAAAGAGACAUGCAAACAAUCAACCCUAAGUGUUGCUUUUCACUCGUUUAAUUUUCUUUUGUCUCAACAUGGUAAUUCGCUACUGAUUAACCCUGACCAUGUUUAUGCGCCACUUCUUGAAUUGUGUGCAACUGAGAAGGCUUUGUUACAGGGCAAACAAAUUCAUGCCCAUAUUAUAAAGUCUAAUGUAGUGUUGGAUUCUGUGUUCUUGAACACUAAGCUUGUUUUUAUGUAUGGAAAGUGUGGGUCUGUUUUGGAUGCGGAGAUGAUAUUCGAUAAAAUGUCCGAGAGAAGUAUUUUUACAUGGAAUGCUAUGAUGGGUGGUUAUGUUUCAAAUGGGGAAGCUUUAGGAGCUCUUGAAAUGUAUAGAGAAAUGAGGCAUUUGGGUGUUUCUUUUGAUUCUUAUACUUUUCCUGUUUUGCUUAAAGCGUGUGGUAUAGUUGAGGAUCUUUUUUGUGGGGCUGAAAUUCAUGGUUUAGCUAUUAAAUAUGGGUGUGAUUCUUUUGUCUUUGUUGUUAAUUCUCUUGUUGCUUUGUACGCUAAGUGUAAUGAUAUAAACGGGGCCAGGAAAUUGUUCGACAGGAUGUAUGUGAGAAAUGAUGUUGUGUCAUGGAACUCCAUAAUAUCUGCCUAUUCUGGGAAUGGUAUGUGCACGGAGGCAUUGUGUCUGUUUAGCGAAAUGCUAAACGCUGGUGUCGUCACGAACACUUAUACUUUUGCUGCUGCUCUUCAAGCAUGUGAAGAUUCUUCCUUUAUUAAACUGGGUAUGCAAAUACAUGCUGCUAUUCUAAAAUCAGGUAGAGUUCUUGACGUUUACGUGGCCAAUGCUUUGGUAGCUAUGUAUGUCAGAUUUGGAAAAAUGCCGGAGGCUGCCGUUAUUUUUGGAAACUUGGAAGGGAAGGAUAUUGUUACAUGGAACUCCAUGCUCACAGGUUUCAUCCAAAAUGGUCUCUACAGUGAAGCUUUGGAAUUCUUCUAUGAUUUGCAGAAUGCUGAUUUAAAACCUGACCAGGUUUCUAUAAUAAGCAUUAUUGUGGCAUCUGGCAGACUGGGGUAUCUAUUGAAUGGAAAGGAAAUUCAUGCUUAUGCAAUAAAGAACGGGUUUGAUAGUAAUAUUCUGGUUGGCAAUACACUUAUUGAUAUGUAUGCAAAAUGUUGCUGCAUGAGUUACGGUGGUCGUGCUUUUGACUUGAUGGCGCAUAAAGAUCUCAUUUCUUGGACUACAGCUGCAGCUGGUUAUGCUCAAAAUAAAUGUUAUUUGCAAGCCUUAGAAUUGCUAAGGCAACUGCAGAUGGAAGGGAUGGAUGUGGAUGCAACGAUGAUCGGAAGCAUCUUGCUUGCAUGUAGGGGACUGAAUUGCUUAGGAAAAAUAAAAGAAAUCCAUGGUUAUACUAUAAGAGGAGGUCUAUCUGAUCCAGUGCUACAGAACACGAUUAUUGAUGUGUAUGGAGAGUGCGGGAUAAUUGACUAUGCGGUGCGAAUUUUUGAGUCGAUUGAAUGUAAAGAUGUCGUGUCGUGGACAAGCAUGAUAUCUUGUUAUGUCCAUAAUGGUCUUGCAAAUAAAGCUCUUGAAGUUUUUUCUUCAAUGAAAGAAACUGGUCUUGAACCUGACUAUGUAACUCUAGUAAGCAUACUCUCUGCCGUUUGCAGUUUGUCGACCUUGAAGAAAGGAAAAGAGAUUCAUGGUUUCAUAAUCCGGAAAGGUUUCAUCUUAGAAGGAUCUAUAUCAAAUACUCUCGUGGAUAUGUAUGCUCGCUGUGGAAGUGUGGAGGAUGCAUAUAAGAUAUUUACUUGUACAAAAAACAGGAAUUUAAUUCUAUGGACAGCUAUGAUCAGUGCAUAUGGCAUGCAUGGGUAUGGUGAAGCAGCUGUUGAAUUGUUCAUGAGAAUGAAGGACGAAAAGAUAAUUCCUGAUCAUAUUACAUUUUUAGCACUUCUUUAUGCAUGCAGUCAUUCAGGAUUGGUGAAUGAAGGUAAAAGCUUUCUUGAAAUUAUGAAAUGUGAGUAUCAGUUGGAGCCAUGGCCAGAACAUUAUACCUGUCUGGUUGAUCUUCUUGGCCGUAGAAAUUGCUUGGAAGAAGCGUACCAAAUCGUCAAAAGCAUGCAGAAUGAGCCUACUCCUGAAGUUUGGUGUGCACUUCUUGGGGCUUGCCGGAUCCACUCCAACAAAGAAAUUGGAGAAGUUGCAGCUGAGAAGCUUUUGGAAUUGGACCUAGAUAAUCCAGGAAAUUAUGUGCUUGUAUCUAAUGUCUUUGCAGCCAAUGGCAGGUGGAAAGAUGUUGAAGAAGUGAGAAUGAGAAUGAAGGGAAGUGGGUUGACGAAAAAUCCUGGAUGUAGUUGGAUUGAGGUUGGGAAUAAAAUUCACGCAUUUCUUUCUAGAGACAAACUUCACCCCGAGUGUGAUAAGAUCUACCAAAAGUUAGCUCAAGUUACAGAGAAAUUGAAGAGGGAAGGAGGCUAUGUGGCCCAAACCAAGUUUGUUUUGCAUAAUGUAGGAGAAGAGGAGAAAGUUCAGAUGCUGUAUGGGCAUAGUGAACGGCUGGCCAUUGCAUAUGGUCUAUUGGCCACGGCUGAGGGAACACCUAUCAGAGUUACAAAGAAUCUGCGAGUCUGUGGCGAUUGCCAUUCUUUCUGUACGUUAGUUUCAAGAUUUUUUGAAAGAGAACUAAUAGUGAGGGAUGCCAGCAGAUUCCAUCAUUUUAAAGAUGGAAUGUGCUCUUGUGGAGAUUUUUGGUGAAUACAGUACAUAAAUUAUUACAUGAGAAAAUUUGCUUGCUUGAAUAAUUUAUUAUAUAGGAAAUCACAGUACAUAAUGUGCUCUUGGUGGGGACUGCAGACAUAGGAAAUCACAGUGACUCCCUUCUCUAGGAGCAUGAAUAAAUUAUUACAUAGGAAAUCGGAACAUUCGAUUUAAGCAGAGCUAGAGAUUGAACUUAGCUCCAUUAUGCACUUUUUACAAACUUAUAUGGGGGCUAUAAAUGAUGUAUCGUCGCCAUGUUAAGAUGCUAAGGAGAGCUGUUGAAGAUUAGUUGCAGCUUCCAGAAAGCUUGGUGGAGAACAAGUGAAUUGACGAUCAAGCUUAUCUGGUUCGGGUAUUUGUGUGGAAGAAUUCAAAGUAUUCCUUCCUAUUUUAAACAACAGCCUCCAGUCCACCGAGCUUAUUAAGCCUACAAGGGAAGGUGACCUCCAGAAGCUGUUGGGCUUAUGUUUUAGACGCUUUCUUAUGGAAUGAGAUCCAUGUUUCAGAAAGAAAGAAUUUAAAAGGAAAAGGAUUUGCAUACCCAUCAACGGACAACGUUAAACAAGAAACUGUUAGCAAUGCCAAAGAGUGAAAAGCAGAAGAGGUUCUGUGUCGUCGCACUCGCAUGGGCCAAGUAAAGGAGGGAGGAGUAGGAGUGAACCACUGCUCUAAAUUCUUACUUGUAUUUUUCGUUCUACUGUUACAGCCACGUUAAUGCAUCUUCCAAACAAUACACUUAGAACUCA